CCUUUAAAGAGUUUCGGGCCGACUGUCAUAGACAUUUCAAAAAGUACAGCGACUCGGAGGAGGCUCGUGCCAACCCACCAAACGCAUUGGUUGGACGUGAUGAGGAUUGGCACUUCCUCUGCGACCAUUAUAUCAGCCGUGCAUUCUAGGAGCAAUCACGGACAAACAAGGCUGCUAGACAGAAGCAGCCUUACAAUCAUAGUAGCGAGUCCAAGUCGUUUCUACAACGACAGUAUGAGCUCGCUGAAAGAAGAGGGCAGCCGGUCGAUCGUGUGGAAUUGUUCCGGGAAACACACGUUCGAGCUGGGACAUUCGUGUCACAGGCCGCCGAGGAUGCGCAUAAUCAAAUGCUGGAACUCCAAUCCCAGCCUACCCCAGAGGGUAGUCAGCCACUCUCUGAGGAUGAGAUAUGCGAUCAGGUGCUGGGUAGACGACCAGGCUACUCAAAAGGCCCUGGUUGGGGACCCAAGCCGAAGGCCCGCAGAACGAAAAGUGCAAGCAGUUCGUCGACAUGUUGUUCGCAGUCCACACAAAAAGAGAUUGAAUUACAAGUUAAACUUCAUGAAGCUUUGGAACGGAUUGAAGUACAAGAUAUAAAUCACCAAGCAUUAGUUUCAAAAGUGGAAGCUAUGAAAAAGAUGAUUGAAGACCUAACUCGUGCACAACAGGGACCACCACAUGAUCCCUAGCUCUGCGGUACGUCGUAUAUGUCUCUAUUAUUCUUAAGUUUUUGCAAUAUAUGAUUAUGUAUUAAACUUAGUUAUUUUUAUACCAUUUUUAGGACCGAAGGUGUAG
Cucumis melo (muskmelon) is the source of this 795-nucleotide messenger RNA. RefSeq lists its product as uncharacterized. NCBI's taxonomy places the organism in Eukaryota, Viridiplantae, Streptophyta, Magnoliopsida, Cucurbitales, Cucurbitaceae. The transcript is spliced from 3 exons. The record is from RefSeq and is a predicted model, not a curated record. The coding region runs from base 100 to 597 and encodes 165 amino acids.